CACACACACUCUCUCUUUCUCUCUCUCCGGCCUCCUCUCUCUCCUCUGCCUCGACUCGGCAAUCGCCCGGAGUGACCGAAACCCUAACCACCUCCCUGAGCACCGUCGUUUUGCACCGAGUUUCACAGUUAGCGUUCGUUCCAUUAGGUUCUGCUAGGCUUCCCGUGGAUUGAACUUUCUCGGGGUUUCUCUACUCUGGAAUUGCAAGACAUUAAAAAUUGAUCUUCGUCGUUGGCUUGAUGUGGAUGUGGAUUUUGAGUCACACUUAGCAUUUAUUGUGGCAACAUAGUCAGCACAGACUUAUAAUUUGUGGGGGAUAAAGCAUGCAGUUCAUUGCUGAGUACAUUUACGCAUGAACUAGGCGCUACAUAACUUAUUAGUAGAAACCGUUUCAAAUGGAUGUUCAAGUAAUAAAUGUAGAAGAAGGGACUGGUCACCGAGCUAUGACUGAUGAUGGGGAUGCUGAACCUAGUGAAGGCGAAGUUAAUAAUGCUGAAAACUCAGGAUCUCAUGUUGAGGAUGGAAUUUCUGAGCCAUUUGUUGGUAUGGAGUUUGAUUCUGAAGACGCUGUGAGGACUUUCUACAAUGAGUAUGCCAAAAGGGUGGGUUUCACCACUAAAGUUGGUCAGCAUGGCCGUUCUAAAGUUGAUGGGACAAUCAUGUAUCGGGAGUAUGUCUGUGGCAAGGAAGGCUUAAAAAGAAGGUUAGGUGACAGUUGUGAUGCAAUGAUUAAAGUAGAGUUAAAAGGUCAAAAUAAAUGGGUCAUAACAAAAUUUGUGAAGGAGCAUAGCCAUUCCAUGGGGAAUCCCAGUAAGGUGCAUCACCUUCGGCCACGUAAGCAUUUUUCUAGUGUUGGAAAGACCAUGCCUGAAACUUACCAAGGAGUGGGACUUGUUCCAAGUGGUGUCAUGUAUGUGUCCAUGGAUGGCAAUCGUGUUUCUAGUGAGAAUAUUCGUGAAGCUAAGAACACUCCUCUUGAACCAAGUCAUGCAGCAAGGAAUUCUGCAAUGAUGAAUAAUACUGGUAGGCCUCCUAUUCGGAGGAGGACAUUAGGGAGAGAUGCUCAGAACCUGCUGGAGUAUUUUAAGAAAAUGCAGGCUGAGAAUCCUGGUUUCUUCUAUGCUAUACAACUUGAUGAAGAAAAUCAUAUGUCGAAUGUAUUUUGGGCGGAUGCAAGAUCAAGGAUGGCGUACAGUUAUUUUGGUGAUGCAGUGACGCUGGACACAACAUACAAAGUGAAUCAAUACAGAGUUCCUUUUGUCCCAUUUACUGGGGUGAACCAUCAUGGUCAAACAAUUUUGUUUGGUUGCGCACUUCUUUUGGAUGAUUCUGAGGCUUCUUUCUUAUGGCUCUUUAAGACAUUUUUGACAGCAAUGAAUGAUCGCCAACCUGUCUCUAUAAUUACAGAUCAAAACAAAGCCACCCAGACAGCAGUUUCUCAAGUUUUUCCUCAAGCACGCCACUGUAUAAGUAAGUGGCAUGUCCUCAGAGAAGGCCAGGAAAAGUUGGCGCAUGUUUGUCUUGCUCACCGGAACUUUCAGGUUGAACUUUAUAAUUGUAUUAACCUAACAGAGACCAUUGAGGAAUUUGAGUCGUCUUGGAGUUCUAUCCUUGAUAAAUAUGAGCUCAGAAGAAAUGAUUGGCUUCAUUCAUUAUAUGAUGCUCGUGCUCAGUGGGUUCCGGCAUAUUUUCAUGAUUCAUUUUUCGCUGCAAUAUCUCCUAGUAGAGGAUUUGACAGUUCUUUUUUUGACGGUUAUGUCAACCAGCAGACAACAUUACCAAUGUUCUUUAGGGAGUAUGAAAGGGCUUUAGAGAACUGGCUUGAGAAGGAAAUAGAAGCAGAUUUUGAAACUAUAUGCACCACACCAGUUUUGAGGACACCUUCACCCAUGGAAAAACAGGCUGCGAGUCUUUAUACAAGAAAAAUAUUUUCUCUGUUUCAGGAAGAGCUUGUUGAAACAUUUGUGUAUACUGCCAAUAGAAUUGAAGGUGAUGAGGUAAAUAGCACAUUCAGGGUUGCAAAAUUUGAAGAUGAUCAAAAGGCAUAUGUUGUCACAUUAAACCAUUCGGAGCUGAGAGCUAACUGUAGUUGUCAAAUGUUUGAGUAUUCAGGCAUCCUUUGCAGGCAUGUCUUAACCGUUUUCACAGUGACCAAUGUACUUACAUUACCACCCCAUUACAUCUUAAGACGGUGGACAAGGAAUGCAAAAUCUGGUGUUGGAUCAGAUGAACGUGCUGGUGAAUUACAUGGACAGGAGUCUCUAACAUCACGGUAUAGCAAUCUAUGUAGGGAAGCAAUCAGAUAUGCUGAGGAAGGGGCAGUAGCUGUGGAAACAUAUAAUGCUGCUUUGAGUGCCCUUAAAGAAGCUGGCAAGAAGAUCGCUGCUGUGAAGAAAAGUGUUUCCAAAGUUGCUCCUCCUAGCAAUCAGACUGGCGGGACUGCCUAUGAUGACAAAAAAACUUCUACGUCAACUUCAGAUGCAACCCCUCUUCUGUGGCCACAGCAUGAUGAAAUAAUGAGGAGGUUUAAUCUUAAUGAUGCUGGUGCUCCUGUUCAAUCAGUUGCUGAUCUAAAUUUGCCACGAAUGGCUCCUGUGUCACUUCAGCGAGAUGAUGGUCCAUCUGACAGCAUGGUAUGUAGAAAGGUGGUUCUCCCCUGUCUGAAAUCAAUGACCUGGGUGAUGGAGAACAAAAAUUCAUCUCCUGGUAAUAGAGUAGCUGUUAUCAAUUUGAAGUUACAAGAUUACAGCAGGACUCCAUCAGCAGAAUCUGAGGUGAAGUUUCAGCUCUCUAGAGUUUCUUUGGAACCGAUGUUGAGGUCUAUGGCCUACAUCAGUGAGCAGCUCUCAACACCAGUUAAUAAGGUUGCUGUAAUAAAUCUCAAGCUUCAAGAUACUGAGACAACUUCUGGGGAGUCUGAAGUCAAGUUUCAGGUCUCCAGGGACACAUUGGGUGCCAUGUUACGAUCAAUGGCUUAUAUUCGUGAGCAACUCUCUCAUGCUGGAGAUACGCAGUCAGAGCCUGUAUGGAAAAGGCAUCGAAAAUAAGCCUGAAAAGUUUCUUUUCCACGCUCAGGUGGGUUUGUGACUACUUUGACGGCAAUGUGUAGUGCCCAGUGAAUACGUGAAUGGCUUAGAAAAAUGUAGUGUUUUAUUUUAAUUUGGAUAGCCUUUAUUUUAGGGAGGAAAAAAAAAAAGAGAAAAUUCUCUGCAGAGAGUUGUUGCCUAACAUUUGUACAGGUAUUGUCCCAUAGGCAACAAGCAUGUAUUACAUGGAAUCAGUUGAUAUAUCCCCUACCCCCCCCCCCCCUUUUUUUCCUGCCAAAGCGACCUGACCCGCUCUAAUGGAGUAGGAAUUUGGGUUUCAAUUCAUUCUUCUUAAUCUUAAGCCACAAGGCAUCUUGCAGUGAGCGGGGGCUGUCUGGUUCCUCUCCAUGGAAAGGAUAUUCCGUUCUACCUUGAGGUAAAAAAAGAAAUUUGGAUAGGUUUGAUU
Messenger RNA from Neltuma alba, 3492 nucleotides. Its product is annotated as protein FAR1-RELATED SEQUENCE 3. Bases 396 to 3047 code for a protein of 883 amino acids. Gene Ontology annotation, biological process: regulation of DNA-templated transcription. The record is from RefSeq and is a predicted model, not a curated record. Lineage: Eukaryota; Viridiplantae; Streptophyta; Magnoliopsida; Fabales; Fabaceae. The transcript is spliced from 6 exons. Gene Ontology annotation, molecular function: zinc ion binding.